CAUCAUUCGCGCCCAUCUCUUACUGCAGCCUUACACUGCUUGACAGAAAAAUCGAAUUAUUGCUUGUUCUUCCCAUAAUUGCAUUGAUCGAUACGCUUCAAUCUGGUAUCUCGUCUCUAGUAAAACAUUACCACCGGCCCACUAUGCGCAUUGACAUCUGCAAAGUGUGAAGAGGUCUGCAGGUUCAGAUAUUGAGUGAUGGAACGGCCGAUUCUUUUGUCAAAAGAUUCAACAGAUGCACAACUCGUGGAAGCAGUACCUGAUGGCGUAUCCAUCGAAUGGUCUAACGCGCAACCUAACAUCCGGACCUGGCCGCCCGAAAGAACCAUGAUGGUAGCAGUCGAUAUAAAACAAGGAAGAACAGGGGCAUUCAAUAUAUACGAAACACCCCGCGACAAAUGGGUUGGGGGGAUUGGUGAAAAGGACAAGGCGAGCAUUGUCAUGGUGAGAUGGAAGAGUAAUUGGUGGUUUUACUACAUUGGAUCUGUUCGGAUUGGAUAUAUAAAGGGCGAAGAACAAGCAUGACAGCGUAAAUUGGCUGUGGCGGCAUUCACAUUUGCUGAGGUCUCUGAGUUGCAUAAAUGCCGCCGAGCUCCCUCGAAAUUUGAACAGUGACAAAAGGGAAAUUGUUCACAUCGUAUGGAUCUGUCAACCAUGGCCCCCCACGGACAUUGUCGGAGACACCCACAAGCUGGAGAUCUGGGAUCGAGAGAUUGUAAACUCUACCAUGAAGGUGUUCUGCGAAACAUUAGGAUGAUGCAUUGCUAGUUUGACGGCUUUUCCCCACCUGAACCAACUUGUACCGGCCGUGUUCCCAUGCUAGCACUAUCCAAGGGCAAUGGGAGUUCCAACUCUGUUUGCUUAUGAAUUGCUGCUCGAGCAUGUAUCGCAGAUCUUCUUACCUGUAGAGGAUUGAGAGAGUUGAUAUGUCGCAGCGUGAAAAGCUAGACCACCACUCAGUAACGCUCGGAACA
Cladophialophora immunda is the source of this 974-nucleotide messenger RNA. RefSeq lists its product as uncharacterized. The record is from RefSeq and is a predicted model, not a curated record. Lineage: Eukaryota; Fungi; Ascomycota; Eurotiomycetes; Chaetothyriales; Herpotrichiellaceae. The transcript has 2 exons. Bases 199 to 525 code for a protein of 108 amino acids.